CGUUGUGUUUGUAAAAGUAAAUGCCAGUACAUUGCCAAACGAUUUAUAGAUACGAAUAAGUGGAUUAAAAUACACAUGUCUAAUAAAAAUCUAUUGCAUCGAAGUGAUCCAGUCAUUAAGAUACUGGAUACACCGGAAUUCAAAUCGCUCUUUACACCCGAAUUAAUUCAUUUGUCAAAUAUUUUUAAGAAAUAUAAUUUUGAACUGAGAAUAGCUGGCGGAGCAGUACGGGAUAUAUUGAUGAAUAUUAAUCCAAAGGACCUUGAUUUUGCUACCAAUGCCACACCUACUGAAAUGAAAGACAUAUUUACCAAUGAGGACAUUAGGAUGAUCAAUGGUAAUGGGGAGAAACAUGGUACUAUAACGUCGAGAAUUAACAACAAACAAAAUUUUGAAAUUACCACGCUUAGAGUCGACGUUGUAACAAAUGGCAGACACGCGGAUGUUGAAUUUACAACCGAUUGGCUAUUAGAUGCGAGUAGAAGAGAUCUUACCAUAAACUCCAUGUUUUUAGAUUUAAAUGGAAAAGUGUACGAUUAUUUUUAUGGCUACGAGGAUCUUACGAAAAGAAAUGUUAUAUUUGUAGGGGAUCCUGCGGAGAGAAUAUGCGAGGAUUUCUUACGAAUUUUAAGGUACUUCAGAUUUUAUGGGAGAAUCAGUGACGUUGGAGAUAACUUUGACGUUAGAACGAUUCAAGCUAUUAAAGACAAUGUCAGUGGCCUUGAGAUCAUAUCCGGAGAAAGGAUAUGGCACGAAUGGAGUAUGAUUCUGGAAGGAAAAUUUUGCAGAGAAAUAACGAGAAAGAUACUUGAGUGCGGAUGCGGUAAAUACAUGGGAAUUCCUAAGAAUCCCAAUUACGAUGAAUUCGAUAAAGUUUGUUUGAACGCAGAGAAAAAUAAUGUUAAACUGCGACCAAUUUCUUAUGCUACCGCUCUAUUAAAUAACGAGGAUGAAGUGCUCGACUUGACAAUGCGUCUGAAGUUUACCAAAUAUGACAGGCUACUGGCGUUGUCUAUAGUGGAAUAUCGAGAAAAUGAGCUGGAUGAAAAUUCUCUGAAAUUUUAUCAGAAAUUGAUUUUGAAAAGCAUAUACAAAGUCUCGGAUGCAAAGGAAUACGUAUGUGAAUUUCUUAGAUAUAAAGGUGCCAUGGAUCUGCUAGAAAAGAUGAAAAAAUUUAAUACAAACUUUCCAGUCAGGGGUAGCGAGCUAUUACCUUUCGUAAAUGAUAAAAGAAUCAUGCAACAUGUAAUUAAUGAACUCAAAGAUGUUUGGGUUGAUAACGAUUGUGAAAUAUCCUUAACAGAAAUGAAAGAUGUCAUACCAAGUAUAGUUGAGAAAGUUAAAAAUGAAAGGAAGUACAUGGAUAAUUCGUUUAAGAAUAAUAGAAAAAAAAAGUUUCGAAAAUAUUGACUUACUUCUAUUAGGACUUGCGGUGUUAAUUAAGCCAUUUUGUAAU
Molecule: messenger RNA, 1456 nt
Organism: Ceratosolen solmsi marchali
Lineage: Eukaryota; Metazoa; Arthropoda; Insecta; Hymenoptera; Agaonidae
Product: CCA tRNA nucleotidyltransferase 1, mitochondrial
Exons: 3
Coding region: 76-1410 (444 amino acids)
Biological process (GO): tRNA 3'-terminal CCA addition; mitochondrial tRNA 3'-end processing
Cellular component (GO): mitochondrion
Molecular function (GO): nucleotidyltransferase activity; tRNA binding
Source: RefSeq, a predicted model, not a curated record